Messenger RNA from Venturia canescens, 3703 nucleotides. It is a transcript of the gene Dhx15, whose product is annotated as DEAH-box helicase 15. Gene Ontology annotation, molecular function: RNA binding; ATP binding; RNA helicase activity. The coding region runs from base 227 to 2377 and encodes 716 amino acids. The transcript is spliced from 8 exons. The record is from RefSeq and is a predicted model, not a curated record. Lineage: Eukaryota; Metazoa; Arthropoda; Insecta; Hymenoptera; Ichneumonidae. Gene Ontology annotation, cellular component: spliceosomal complex; intracellular anatomical structure.
AGUUUGCAUUGGACAGAAAAGAGAGAGCACGUUUCUCGUGGUGGUAAAGUUCUUAUUCUCGGAUCGCGAAGGCCGUGGUCCGUGGUCGUGGUCGUCGUGGUAGCUUUGGCCUCGCUCGCUCGUCUCGCGCUGGCUUGCCAUUUUGUGACGCUUCUCGUAUAUAAAUCUUCGUAAACAAAGUUAUAUCAGUAAUACGUCUCAAUAAUAAAGUUUUAAGGCCGGGACAAUGUCCAAACGGAGGAUUGAAGUUGUAGACCCUUACGUCAAGAGACGAGCAGAUGGUCAAGAAAAUGUACCAUCACCGGUACAGGUGGGAAACAGUACAUCGGCACAGCUGAAUCCCUACACAGGACUGCCUUACACUCGUAGAUAUCAUGAUUUUCUGAAGAAGAGAAUAACCUUACCAGUCUUUGAGUACAGAAGUGACUUUAUGAGACUAUUGGCACAACAUCAGUGUAUCGUACUGGUGGGUGAGACAGGUUCUGGGAAAACAACUCAGAUACCGCAAUGGUGCGUGGAAUAUUCAAUCUCUGUGGGAAAAAAAGGAGUAGCUUGUACGCAACCCAGAAGAGUAGCAGCGAUGUCGGUGGCACAACGAGUUUCUGAAGAAAUGGAUGUAAUUUUGGGAAUGCAAGUUGGUUACAGUAUUCGUUUUGAGGAUUGUAGCUCGGUUCAUACAGUCCUAAAAUACAUGACCGAUGGUAUGUUAUUGCGGGAAGGUAUGUCUGAUCCCAUGCUCGAAGCUUAUCAAGUAAUAUUAUUGGACGAAGCUCACGAGAGGACACUUGCAACCGAUUUACUCAUGGGAGUACUGAAAGAAGUAAUAAAACAAAGAUCCGAUUUGAAACUCGUAAUUAUGAGCGCGACCCUUGAUGCUGGCAAAUUUCAACAAUACUUUGAUAAUGCGCCUUUGAUGAAUGUUCCUGGCCGAACACAUCCUGUUGAAAUAUUUUACACACCCGAGCCAGAGCGCGAUUAUCUCGAAGCUGCUAUAAGAACAGUUGUACAGAUACACAUGUGCGAAGAGGGUAGCGGUGAUCUUUUGCUGUUUCUUACGGGUCAAGAAGAAAUCGAGGAAGCUUGCAAGAGAAUCAAACGUGAAAUGGACAACUUAGGACCCGAUGUCGGAGAGCUCAAAUGCAUUCCACUCUAUUCCACCCUGCCACCGAAUUUGCAACAACGAAUAUUUGAGGCAGCCCCUCCCAAUAAACCCAAUGGUGCCGUUGGAAGAAAAGUCGUUGUUUCAACCAAUAUCGCCGAAACUUCGUUGACCAUCGAUGGUGUAGUUUUUGUCAUCGAUCCUGGGUUUGCCAAACAAAAGGUUUACAAUCCAAGGAUUCGAGUUGAAUCACUCCUAGUAUCACCGAUUAGCAAAGCUUCGGCUCAACAGAGAGCUGGACGAGCGGGUCGUACGCGACCCGGAAAAUGCUUCAGGUUGUAUACCGAAAAAGCAUUCAAAAACGAGAUGCAGGACAAUACUUAUCCCGAAAUUCUACGAUCUAAUUUGGGAAGUGUUGUUUUACAACUUAAAAAACUUGGCAUUGAUGAUCUGGUUCACUUUGACUUCAUGGAUCCACCGGCUCCUGAAACUCUAAUGCGAGCUCUGGAACUGUUAAAUUAUCUUGCUGCUCUUGACGACGAUGGAAAUUUGACGGAUUUGGGAGCUAUAAUGGCGGAAUUUCCACUCGAUCCUCAACUUGCGAAAAUGCUUAUAGCAUCUUGUAAUCACAAUUGUAGCAACGAGAUACUCAGUAUAACAGCGAUGCUGUCAGUCCCACAGUGCUUUGUGAGACCGAACGAGGCCAAGAAAGCAGCCGAUGACGCAAAAAUGAAAUUUGCUCAUAUCGAUGGUGACCAUUUGACGUUAUUGAAUGUUUAUCACGCUUUCAAACAAAAUCUGGAAGAUCCAACAUGGUGUUACGACCAUUUCGUGAAUUAUCGAUCCUUGAAGAGCGGUGAUAAUGUCAGAGAACAAUUGUGCCGAAUCAUGGACAGAUUCUCGCUCAAGCGUACCUCUACCGAUUUCACUUCGAAGGAUUAUUACAUCAAUAUUAGAAAAGCCCUCGUCAAUGGUUUUUUCAUGCAGGUUGCACACUUGGAGAGAACCGGUCAUUAUCAAACGAUCAAAGACAAUCAAGCUGUACAGUUACAUCCAAGCAGCUGUUUGGAUCAUAAGCCCGAAUGGGUUAUAUACAAUGAGUUCGUUUUAACGACGAAAAAUUAUAUUAGGACAGUGACUGACAUAAAACCCGAUUGGUUACUGACGAUUGCACCACAGUACUACGAUUUGCGAAAUUUCCCGCAGUGCGAGGCGAAAGCACAGCUGGAAUUAAUACAAACUCGAUUAGACUCGAAACAGUAUCAAGAGGGAUUUUAACCACCAAGUUUGAUAGAUACGAUUGAUAAUCGUGUUUAAAGCGUUUCGAAAAGAUGUUAUGGAACGUGUUGAAAUGAUUUUUCGCAAAUUAACACAACAAAGUAACACACAUACAGCGAUGGACUAAUUUGUCGUAACAUCUCCUGUGUUUGUUUUCUACCAGAAGUGAGAAAUCCACCAUUUGAAUGAAUCAGUGUAAACGACGGCAUGUUCGUCGAAGUAUGAAAUUCAAAAUAUAACGGACGGUUGAAGACAAAAUGUACAAUUUAUCAGUAAACAUAAAAAGAAGAAAAACAAUGGAAGAACAAAAAUUCGUUGAAAUAUUCGACAAAUUUGGAGAUGACAUCCCGCUAGGCGAAAUAGAUUAAUUUUUGUAUCCACUGUUGAAGUAACGUGUCAAAAAGGAUAGAUGUAAAAACGGAAAAUGGAACCCGCAUUAAAUAUUUCGUUUUUUUUGUCGUCAAGAACGACGUAUUUUCGUAAUUGGCGCUUCUUGAAUUUUGCGUAAUUUAUGAACUAACACGUACAACAAACAUUCGAAUUCAUGGUCACCAUUUUAUUAACAGGUUUAAGGAAUGAAAAUAUGUAGUUUUCUAGAAUCUUGGUGAUUUUCGUGCUUUGAUGUAAGAAUUUUGGCAAAAAAAAAAGAUACUAUUUUUUAUGUACGACGGUAUUGAUAUGAAAUUUGGAAUUCUAAGAAAAAAAAAAAUUUGCCUUGGGUUUGACAAACAAUUAUUGAGAAUUCACAUUGUCACAUUCUCAAUUAUACAGUGAUAAACAAGCUUUUUCUUUCACCAUAAUAAACUUAAUGAACUUGUGAUCUUUCCCCGGUAGUUACGAGCAUGAACUAAAGAGUAUUAACCGACGUCAAUGAGCAUAGUACGAAACGAUUAUCUGGCAACAAGAUUUUUGUGGAUAAAUGUGGGAAAAGAAAUGACAGACUUGGAAGUACUCGAAUUUCUUUACAAUUUCAUUAUGUAUCAAAAAGUCAUAUUUAAUAGUUGUUUUUGCUUUAUAUGACGCCUAACUCUUACACAAGGACUUAAGCUGGAUAGGGAAACAAUCAAAACAAAAAAAAUUGCUGUUUCAUGUCUGACGCACCUCGAAAUCAACAUACGUACAUAAUAUUACAAUGGCUUUGAAUUGUAAAAUAAAUACCCAAAGAAUCACGAAAAAUAUAUAUGAUUUCAAUUUUGUAUAUAGACGUAAACUGAAAAAGUAAAAACAGGAAAAAAACGCAAAGCACCAUAACGAAAAUGCGAGAGAACAAUGAUGUUUUUAUCAACUGUACACUGUAAUUACGUAUAAUAAAACGAUGGACGUGUA